This is a messenger RNA of Liolophura sinensis, 1034 nucleotides long. Its product is annotated as translation initiation factor eIF2B subunit alpha-like. Bases 26 to 943 code for a protein of 305 amino acids. The record is from RefSeq and is a predicted model, not a curated record. Gene Ontology annotation, cellular component: eukaryotic translation initiation factor 2B complex. Gene Ontology annotation, molecular function: translation initiation factor activity; guanyl-nucleotide exchange factor activity. The transcript is spliced from 9 exons. Gene Ontology annotation, biological process: translational initiation. Lineage: Eukaryota; Metazoa; Mollusca; Polyplacophora; Chitonida; Chitonidae.
CGAGCAACAACAACACAGCAGCAGCAUGGACAAAACUGCUUUACUCCGAUACUUUGAGAAGACUGUCGCGGAUAACCCUGAGAAAUCACGGGCAAUAGCAGCCAUUCAGACUCUUAUAGAAUACCUGAAACAAGAUUCAGCUGAGACAUUGUCAGGAUUACGAGCCAAUCUGAAGGAUGUAAUCAGCACUUUGACAGAAACAGAGAGUAAUGUAACAUCCAUUUCGUCCGGUUGUGAGCUCUUCCUGCGCUUUAUCACCCUCACAGGAGCUUCUCUAGAGAGCUCGGAUUUCAAUGCCUGUAAAAAGUUGAUGGUGGACAGGGGGAAUCUGUUCCUUCAAAAAGUGGCAACAUCACGACAGAAAAUCAGCAAAUUGGCACAUCCUUUUAUUCUAGAUGGAGCAACGAUCUUGACACACUCACGGUCUCGUGUAGUUCUCCACGUCCUGAAAGAGGCUGCCAAGGCGAAGAAAAGAUUCAACGUAUUUGUCAUGGAAUCGCAACCUGACAAAUCUGGGCACUUGACAUGCAAAGAACUCACAGCAUUAGGUAUUCCCUGUACAGUGAUUCUAGACUCAGCUGUAGGGUAUGUGAUGGAGAAGGUAGACAUUUGCCUGGUCGGUGCUGAAGGGGUCGUGGAAAACGGUGGCAUAAUAAACAAGAUAGGAACAUUUGCGCUGGCAAUAUCAGCCCGGGAGAUGAACAAGCCUGUAUAUGUUCUGGCGGAAAGUUUUAAAUUUGUUCGUCUGUACCCUCUUAAUCAGCAAGAUAUUCCUAAUCAGUUCAAGUAUCAGGCCAAAGUGUUGAAGUCGAAAGCUGACCUUGACAAGGAGCACCCUCUAGUAGACUACACGCCCCCUCUCUACAUCUCUCUCCUCUUCACUGAUCUCGGCAUCCUUACCCCCUCAGCUGUCAGCGAUGAACUCAUUAAACUGUAUUUAUAGCGCCAACUGUAUUUCUUGUGUCUGCUUUUCAGUCCUGACACUGUGAGCAGUUUGAACUGUGUUUACGUGAAAGGACAAAAAUGUCAACUGA